This is a messenger RNA of Mesocricetus auratus (golden hamster), 5934 nucleotides long. RefSeq names its product alkB homolog 5, RNA demethylase (gene Alkbh5). NCBI's taxonomy places the organism in Eukaryota, Metazoa, Chordata, Mammalia, Rodentia, Cricetidae. Bases 489 to 1676 code for a protein of 395 amino acids. Gene Ontology annotation, cellular component: nucleus. Gene Ontology annotation, biological process: mRNA export from nucleus; mRNA processing. The record is from RefSeq and is a predicted model, not a curated record. Gene Ontology annotation, molecular function: oxidative RNA demethylase activity. The transcript is spliced from 4 exons.
CCUUUGCCGACCGGGCCGCACGCACGCGCAUGCUCAGAGUGCGCGGAGUCUCGUGGCCGAUUGCAUUGCGCCUGCGCGCCGCGAAGCCCGCUAAGGAGCGGCGCUGUCGGAGGUCGGGCGGGCAGGCGGUGACGUCGUGAGGAGAGCUUUAAAGUGCGGGCCGGGCCGGGCGUCUGAGGUCUGACCCAGAGUCUGGCCGAGUUUUCACGGGGAGCCUCCACGGUAUGAGGCGCUGCCGGCGCCCCUGUUCCUCGGGACGUGGAGAAGGUGGAGGAGGAGGAAGCCUGGCUGUCGCUUGUGCUGCAUGACCGGCCGCUGCUGAGGUUCGACCCUUUCCUGGCCCCCCCUACGCCCCCCCGCUGGUUCCCUGGGCCAGGCAUGGCGACCUGGCACUGAGGACCCUCGCUUUCCCCUCGGGUCCCCGGGCGCGUCCCCCAAGAGCCAUGCCGGGCCGCCCUGGAGGACCCUAGAGUUGAGUUGCGGGGGCCAUGGCGGCCGCCGGCGGCUACACAGACCUGCGUGAGAAGCUCAAGUCCAUGACGUCCCGGGACAACUACAAGGCUGGCAGCCGGGAAGCUGCCGCCGCUGCGGCCGCCGCUGUGGCCGCUGCCGCGGCUGCCGCCGCCGCCGCCGAGCCUUACCCGGUAUCCGGGACCACCAAACGGAAAUACCAGGAGGACUCGGACCCGGAACGCAGCGACUACGAGGAGCAGCAAUUGCAGAAGGAGGAGGAGGCGCGCAAGGUGAAGAGCGGAAUCCGGCAGAUACGUCUCUUCAGCCAGGAUGAGUGUUCCAAGAUCGAGGCCCGCAUCGACGAGGUGGUGUCCCGCGCCGAGAAAGGCCUGUACAACGAGCACACCGUGGACCGGGCCCCCCUGCGCAACAAGUACUUCUUCGGCGAGGGCUACACGUACGGCGCCCAGCUGCAAAAGCGCGGGCCGGGCCAGGAGCGCCUCUAUCCGCCGGGCGACGUCGAUGAGAUCCCCGAAUGGGUGCAUCAGCUGGUGAUCCAGAAGCUGGUGGAGCACCGCGUUAUCCCCGAGGGCUUCGUCAACAGCGCAGUCAUCAACGACUACCAGCCUGGCGGCUGCAUCGUCUCUCACGUAGACCCCAUCCACAUCUUCGAGCGCCCGAUCGUGUCUGUGUCUUUCUUUAGCGACUCGGCACUUUGUUUCGGCUGCAAGUUCCAGUUCAAGCCCAUCCGGGUGUCGGAACCUGUGCUUUCUCUGCCGGUGCGCAGGGGGAGCGUGACUGUGCUCAGUGGAUAUGCUGCUGAUGAAAUCACUCACUGCAUACGGCCUCAGGACAUUAAAGAACGCCGAGCGGUCAUCAUUCUCAGGAAGACAAGAUUAGAUGCACCGCGUUUGGAAACAAAAUCCCUGAGCAGCUCCACAUUGCCACCCAACUAUGCUUCAGAUCGCCUGUCAGGAAACAGCAGAGACCCUGUGCUGAAACCCAAAAGGUCCCACCGCAAGGCAGACCCUGAUGCUGCCCACAGACCCCGGAUCCUGGAGAUGGACAAAGAAGAAAACCGGAGGUCUGUGCUUCUACCCACACACCGGCGGAGGGGUAGCUUUAGCUCUGAGAACUAUUGGCGCAAGUCCUAUGAGUCCUCAGACGAUUGCCCAGAGGGAGCCGGCAGCCCCACCCGCAAGGUGAAGAUGCGGAGACACUGAGUCCCUGUGCCCUCCUGGAACUCUGGCUAAUCCUGAUGUAGCUGCCCCAUCUUCUGUUUCAUUUGAGUGUUUUUUUCUUUGUUUGUUAUUUUGGUCCUGUAUAUGUUUUCCUUCCUUUGUUGCCUAUUAAGGCUAAAGAACAGAAUUGGCUCAAGACCUGGGUUCUUAUGUUCUUGACUUUCCUCCUUGAUGGAAAAGGCUGUUAGCUUCUGUAGGGGAACACUCAUACCAGAGUAGCCAGUCAAGACAGUGGGGAUAGCUGUCUUCAAGUGGAAAUGUGUCAGACUAGGUUUAUUUAAACACACAAAAUGCUUUGGUUAAGGAAAUCUUGUUUGGGCUUUAAAUGUAAACUUUGCAGUGUUUUAAAUUUCAACAAAGGCGAUUCUUUUGCCAGUCCUUUUCUUCCACUGACGCUCAUGCUUGGAUGAGGUCUCUUGGAGCCAUACAGGUCCUGCAUUGGGCCUGCUGCCCCUACAUCUCACCUGCUGUCCAGACUCUGGAAGCUCAUGCAAAUACCCUGUUCCUCACUGUUCAGGUUGGCUGGGUGUGGGGCUUAAACCAUACCAGCCCCUGCCAUCCCAUUUCUGAGUCCCCAGGCUUCCUGCAUGCCCUCCAGCUUGCUCUGUCCACCGGUCCUGGGUGGUCAAGAGACUAGCACAGUGGCCCUGACCUCUUGCCAAGAGCAUGCCCAUUUGCUGGGUUACUCGUUUUAGGCAUAUAUGUGUGGUUGUAUGGAACAGUUAGAUUUUCUGCAGUGGGUCAUUUGUAGGAAUUGUUUCUAGCUAGGGGUUGCUGCAGUGGGUCAUUUGUAGGAAUUGUUUCUAGCUAGAGGAGUUGAUUUGCUUCCAAUCUAACAUUUGGGUUAUGGGAACUUGGGGUGUGGUAGGACUUUGUUUCUUUUGUUCUGAGGUGUUUCCCCUCCCAUUAGUCUCUUAGCUUUUUCCUUUUUUCUCCUCAUUUGGCCAUCUUGGUUCUUUUUUGCCCCCAUAUUGUCUAUCUAAGAAGGCGUGUCCUCUCUUGUCCAUCUAUAGCUUAUAUCCAAGGCCAGAAGUUAGACCUGCAUAUUGGGUUGGUACUUUCUCUGCCUCAGGGCCAUGGGUGCUGGGAAAGGAACUUAUAAAAAUAAUAAAAAGUUAAAGUCUUUGACAGUUUCUGCCUGCUCAGAUCCUGGAAAGCUGUGGGGUUUUGCUGAUCCAGGUUCAUUAGGAAUGUCUUUGGCAGCCAGACAAGGAUUGGGUCUGCCAAAAACAGGCCUUCUGAGCAACAUGCCACCACAACUCCAAAGGUGCACAGAGGCCUGACCUCGGGCCUCUGGCUGCAGAGAUGUGGGGACAGCCAGCCAUCAGGAAAUCCCUCUUUGGGGUCAGAAAUCUUUGCCAAUGUGGAGCCCUCAAGUUGAGACUGCAUAAUUAAAGCAGUUGCAGGUCUUCUGUGCUUUUGGGUUGUUUUUGGUUUUGGUUUGGUUUUGGUUUGGUUUUUGUUUUUUUUUUUUUGUUUUGUUUUGUUUUUUUUACUGCUCUCCCCAAAAAUGAUUUGUAGUUGUGUGUGCAGCACUUUGCCCUAAUAUGUGUGUGCUCUACAAUAAAAAAACAAAUCUAAUAUAUUUUGAAACAAUUGUCUGAUGCUGUGGUAAGAGAAAGCCUGACCUUGGUUUGUCCCUUAAUUUAUUUUCUUAACUUUCCAACUGGAUUUGGAGAAAUUGAAUUUAUUGCCUACCAGUGCUCUGAAGACAGUGGCCACUGCCCCUGGCCCUCUUGAUUGAUGGCUAAAGGUGGUCUUGCCCUUGUCCACUGCCCUCUCCCCUUCAAGGAGGAUGGCCUUCAUAAACCAUGGUGACCAAGGACACACUUGUUGAGUUCUAGAAACUACACCCUCUUCUGGCAUGUUAAGAGAAGCUGCAGGCCAGUGCAGAUGUCACAAGUGGAUCUGGGGGUGGAGAGAGGGGAGCUCUGGUAGAGGAUAUGACAAUUCUUGUGUAUUCAGUACCCAGGUUCUUGAGCUCCCUAACUUGAACCUUGGUAGACAAAGCAGAUAGGGAUAGGAUGAGGCUGGGCCUCAGUGGACUUUAGUCUAUUGGGAUCCCUAAUGAUGUGGAUCCCAGGUAAACCAUUUCUGUUUACCCGGCUCUGCUCCAGUGAUCUGAGCCAGUUUGGUCAAAUUGCCGCUGUGGAAUCUUGGUCAAGUUGUUUCUUUGCCUAUAGAAUGACUAACCAGCACAUUUUGGAAAACAGUGCUCUGUCAAGAAGGGCCAGGGCCUCUGUGUGAUCUGUGCAAUGUGUUGGGGUGACGAUGGAACUGAGAGGGAAGUACCAGAUGUCAUCCUAACCAUGAUGUUGCAGAAGUGGUGAACCCACUCCAUGCUUGGGCACCUUGCCCUAGGGGCAAAGGGAUGGGGACUGAAGAACAAGGCAUGUGAGAAACUCUUGACCGAGUGAUCUAGGUUUCAGUCUGCUUGGAUAGUGUCCCCAUCCACAUGAAGUAAUAACCUACACCUAAUUUCCUGAAUCUUGCCUGUUUCAGCCGUAACACUGGGCCAAGAGCUUUGUUCCAUCAGCCCCUGCCUGACUCAACCCUCCUGUUAGGUAGUAGUUGCUCCAACAGCAGGUGGUACCCCCUGCCCACUCAGGAGCUCAUCCCAUUCCUCUCGCCCUGUUGUGUGGAGAAAGAAACAGGCCUGAGAGUUCAGAAAAAUUAUCCUAUAGGCCAGGCUCUGUAGGAAAGAGACCUGUAUAUGACAUGCUUAUGUGCAUAUAAGGUAUUCUAUGAUAGGACGGCAGUAGAGCCCAUUAACUGUAAGUGUAAAUAACAUGUACAGUAUGCUUGUAAAUCUCUAUAGCUAGUUGUUGCCCAUGGAACAUUUUUGACUGGCCUUUUGUUUAAGUGUGGAAUACAUCAUCUGCCUGUGGUUGUAAUUCAAAUACCAUGUGAGGGAGAUACAUUUUAUCAGUUUGUCUUAGUUUUCUAUGGCUUCCAAACCAUUACUUCAAACAUGAGAGCUUAAGGCAAUGGAAUUAGCUGGGUGUGGUGUUUCAUGCCUAUAAUUCCAGCAGAGGCUGAAGCAGAAGGAUCAAAAAGUUCAGUGCCAGCCUGGGCUAAAAAGCAAGACAUUGUCUCAAAAAGCAAAGUGGUCAAGCAUGGUGUUUGUCUGUAAUCCCAGCAGAAGCCAUAGGAGGAAUAUUGCAAGUUUGAGACUAGCCUGGUCUGCACAGGAAGCUGGAGGGGCAGCUGUGGCUACAUAGUGAGACCCUGUCUUCAAAACGAAAACACAAACUGAGGCUCUGGUGGGAAGCCUAUUCUUGCUUGCUUCUUGCAGCUUGGGGUAGUUCUAACCAGUCUAGAUGCAGGUACUCUAGAUCCAUAGUCACAUAACCUCUUGUAUGCUACAUCCUUCUCAGUGCCUCUCUGCCCCUCUCCGUGUGUGUGUGUGUGUGUGUGUGUGUGUGUGUGUGUGUGUGUGUGUGUGUGUGUGCGCGCGCGCGGCGUGUGUACAGGGUCUCACUGUAGCCCAGUCUAGCCUUGAACUUGCAAUUAAUUCUGCCACUGCACCCAACUUUUUCUGUCCCUGACUUAAUUGGACAUUUGUAAUUUAGGUAUAGGAACACCCACAUAGCCCACAGCUACAUAGCCCUGCUUUCUCUUUGUGGCAGUGCCAGGAAUAGAACCCAAUGCCUCUCUAGUACUAGGCAAGGGCUCUACCACUGACCCACACCCUAACCCCAACUCCUUAUAAAAGUAAGUGUAUGCCUUCCAGAAACUAGGACCUGAGAGCCUUGGGGGGCACUGUGCAGCUAGUGUCCACACUGCUAUUCAAAAAUUGUUACAAAAUCUGUGACCUAUUGAUUCCUCAAAGAAAUUGUAUUAAUUGGAUUGAAAUUUCUCAGCCUCAGCACUGUCUUAAAAUUUAAUCUGGAUCAUAAUAUUUACUCCAUUGCUUGCUUUUUUUUUUUCCUUUAGUGCUGGGCACCAAACCUAGGGCCUUGUGAGUUCUAGGCCUUGUAAGUGUUAGCUAUGCCCCCAGCAGCUCAUUGCUUUCUUAGUUUUAGAAGACCUAUGCUGUCCAAUCUGGAACCGCUGGACUCUGCCUUUUGAGCACUUGAGAUGUGGCUAGUUUCAAUUGAGAUAUGCUUUAUACACACCAGAAUUUGAAGUUAGUAUGAAAAAAGAAUGUAAAAUAUAUAAUUGAUAACUUUAUAUUGAUUACAUGUUGAAAUACUAUUUUGGACAUACUGAGUUAAAUAAAAUACAUUAUUUAAAUUAA